AUGGCUUCCUUUAAAGAGGAGCCCUUAGCAGCAGGCCUGCUUACGGUUCUUGUCACUUCUUUCGCCCCUACUCCGACCGCCGCCGCAUCCGCUUCUUCAUCGUUUCGACAUUUACCUUCGUCGACGUCGGGCUCUGAUUCGAAUACUGGCGGCCACAAUGGAGGGCAUAUACAUGAAUGGUCGUCUCUGAUUGGUAUUGUGACUGCAUUGGUGGGAAAUGUGCUGAUAUCUCUGGCGCUCAAUAUUCAACGUUACGCUCACAUCCGGAUCGAGAGGGAGUGGGAGCAGAGCAAACUUCAAAGGGAGAUACAGUGGAAACGGGCCAACUCGGGCCGGAAUGCAGCAGGUGUCUACGGAGCUACCGUAGAUGAGGAGGAUGACAGAGAACCUAGACGAGAGGGAGGCCCGUUUCCUCGUUAUCGAGACGAGUCUCCGGAUUCCGGGCCAGAAUUACCCGAGGACUUUUCAAGACGGAGCGACGAGUUCUCGGAUGGAGAAUCAGGCUCUCGCGGUCGCCUACGCGAGUCCUUUCUAUCGGACCAAACUAUACGUGCUGGGGAUAAGGAUUCGCGCCAUGGCCGGCGCAAAUCAUACCUCCGCUCGCCGUACUGGUGGGCGGGCAUCGUGCUCAUGUGUCUCGGCGAGAUCGGUAACUUCAUGGCAUACGGGUUUGCUCCUGCAUCGAUUGUGUCCCCGCUAGGCGUCGUCGCGUUGAUCUCAAACUGCGUUAUUGCCCCAAUAAUGCUCAAGGAGAAGUUUCGGCAACGCGAUGCCUGGGGGGUGCUCAUUGCAAUCGCUGGCGCUGUUGUGGUCGUGCUCAGUGCCAGUUCGUCGGAAGAGAAAAUCGGUCCACAUGAUAUAUGGGUCAUGAUCACGCGCUGGGAAUUCGAGCUGUACUUGGGUCUGACAGCCUGCUUGAUAAUCGCUCUCAUGUGGGUGAGCCACAUGUAUGGCUCUCGAACUAUCCUUAUAGAUGUCGGGCUAGUCGCGCUGUUUGGUGGAUAUACCGCUUUGUCGACAAAAGGCGUCUCAUCGCUGCUGUCAUUUACGCUUUGGCAUGUUAUUACUUUUCCGAUCACCUACCUACUGGUGUUUGUCCUUGUUUUCAGCGCUCUGAUGCAGAUUCGGUACAUCAACCGGGCUUUGCAACGUUUUGAUUCCACCCAAGUCAUCCCAACGCAAUUCGUACUCUUCACAUUGUCGGUUAUCGUUGGAAGUGCCGUUUUAUACCGCGACUUUGAGAACUACACCGCUGAGCGCGCCUCAAAGUUUGUCUCUGGCUGCCUUAUGACAUUCCUAGGCGUGUACUUUAUCACGAGCGGCAGGGUCCGUGCAGAUGACGAGUCUUCUUUCUCCAUUGAUGACGAGGAAGAAGCGAUUGGGCUUCUAGGAGGAGAGCGGUAUCAGGACAGUGUUGGCAUUGCCCCUCCUGCGCAUCAAGCUAGGACACGCAAACCCGGGCAGAGGCAAUCAAUACCUGAUGAAAACGAUCUACAGUCCCCGUCGGGAUCUUUACUGAGCAAUGGAAUUGAGGGCGUUGAUGAGGACCAACCCACCCCCAAGGGUGCUCUGUCUGCUGCUCCUUCAUCUCCCGUCGGCUCCCUGACCGCGGAAUCUCUUACACAGCCAUCUCCCGGGCAUCCAUCUUCCUUACACUCGCACUCGCACUCCCUGUUAACGAACCCAUGGGCGGACCACUUGGACCAACACGUUCAGGCUUCCAAAUCCGAACCUCAGCUUCACCGACCAGCCACUCCGAAACAGUCCGACACUGCCAACACUGAUUCAGCGGUCCUCUUGCAGUUUCCCCCUGCCCCUGGCAUUGAAGAUCACGGUUACCGACUCUCGUCUCCGUCCAAGCCCGACCACGUUGAACCGGCUGACCGAGGAAAUACCGUCCCUCAGACUCCUCCCCCAAGGAACUUACGCAAUUCUAUAUCUAAGCAUUUCUCUCCAGGCCCACUUCUCCCUACCCUUUCAGCAGGUUUCAGUGCGGUCGUUGCCGAAUCACUUCGCCGCGGCGAAACGAGUCCCCUGAAAGACCGAAAGACGCAUAAGCGAUCCGCUCGAAGAAAACACCUAAGUACAACAGCCUUUGACGGCUACAUGCCCAACAGGAACAGUGACUUGAGAGACCCUUCAGAUGAGGUGGAUGCGGGUGCGGACCAGCAUCUUCCAUUCCGACUUGCGACUGCUCGACUCCAUUCUACUGGGGAUCUCCCGACGGCUCCUGAGACCGUUGGUAACGCUAUCCCGGUUGUAGACUCAGAAGAUCAGUCCAUCAGUCAAAGUGGAAACGGUAUCACCACGCUCACCCGACUUCGCAGCCUUAGUGAUUCAUGGAGUGGAAGUUUAGCAUGGCUUGGUGGCGCUCUACGAAAGCCUAACAGCAGCAACAAGGCGUUGGACAAUACGACAACAGUCGAAGCAAACGAGAAUGACGGUAGCACCGAGACUCAUGAUGGAGAAGGCGGUCGCCAAAGUGGCGCAGAUACGCAGGCAUAG
This is a messenger RNA of Aspergillus lentulus, 2505 nucleotides long. RefSeq names its product DUF803 domain membrane protein. The record is from RefSeq and is a predicted model, not a curated record. Gene Ontology annotation, cellular component: membrane. Gene Ontology annotation, biological process: magnesium ion transport. Lineage: Eukaryota; Fungi; Ascomycota; Eurotiomycetes; Eurotiales; Aspergillaceae. Gene Ontology annotation, molecular function: magnesium ion transmembrane transporter activity.